Lottia gigantea (owl limpet) is the source of this 4436-nucleotide messenger RNA. RefSeq lists its product as hypothetical. The record is from RefSeq and is a predicted model, not a curated record. NCBI's taxonomy places the organism in Eukaryota, Metazoa, Mollusca, Gastropoda, Lottiidae. Bases 234 to 4436 code for a protein of 1400 amino acids. The transcript has 17 exons.
UGCGGUGUAAACAACAUGGCUGCCGAAAUCAUUAAUAAUCUAUUAAUCGGCACGAAAGUGGAAUUUUUAUAGAUUUAAAAUGCAAUCAGAUAUUAAUUGAAAAAGAUAACAACAUAUAUUGUUUGGUUAAACAUAGAACAGAAACCAAAGAAUGUAGUUCUAUUAUUUAAAACAAAGUUUCUCUACCAACUGUUCGUGCCAUCAUUAAGGAACCUAUUUUCAAGAAUAUCAGAAUGGAGUGGAAUCAGGAUUCUAAGAAUGUCUGGAACAGACGCCACUCUGAGGGACAGUCCAAUAGAAUUAAUAAAAAUGUGGAGAUUUUAAAAUCAAGAGGAAGGCCAAUAAAAAUGUAUGAGACGGAGCCAUUUUUAUCAGUAGAUUUAUUACCAGUUAAUAAAAUCUGUAUUUCACCCACACCAACCUUGGCAGCAGAUAAACCUAAAAUGUCACUGGGCAUGCUUAAAUCACAAACUUUCCACAGCACCACUAGCAGCAAGUCUUUACCAGUUGAUAACAUCACAAAAUCAAAGAAUAUAUCCAAAAGGUCAUCAUUGUCGUCUGCUAGAAGUGGAAGGUCAAACCAGACUAGUGUUAGUGGUAUUGAAAGAUCCAACUCUAAUUUACAUAUAAAACAACCAUUUAAACAUUCUGUUGUUAAUACACCAAAUAAUACUCCUACUGAUGAAUUAUCGAAUCCGUCCCGUCUAAUGAAAGCUAGAACCAAACUAGCUACAAGUCAUAUGAAUAAAGUUUUAUUAAAACAGAGACAGAAAGACGAUGUUAGAACUAAAGGGAAAUUACUCAAGGGAAAAUUAAAGCCACUAUAUCCAGUAAAGAACGAUGGUCCUACCAUGGAGCACUGUCGAGGUGUUGUCUCAGAUGUUACAAGUCAUGAUCCAAGCCCGAGUCGUACGUUACAGAGGAGACGUAGAAUAGUAUCAAACUAUAAUAAUGGUACACUACACAAGUUAAUGGACCGUCCCCUAACAGUAGAAUCUAUUCACCAAACUUCUGAGGUUUCCAGUGUAGAUGGUACCAUAGACUUUAAUCAACAUAACUCUUUAAAUAGCAGUGUAGAUGAAGAUAUAGAAACACAAAUACAAACUAAUAAUGUAUUACUAGAUACAGAUGCUUCACCGACGGACAAAAGCUCAGACAUUGUGAAGUUAGCUACAGCAAAUGAUUUGAAUGUCAGAGAAAAUUCAGAUGAAGUAGAUAAUAAAAAAGAUACAGUUCUUGAGCAAAAAAUCCAAGAAAAAAAUGGUGCAGGGAGUCUUUAUAUUGAUAAUGCUAAUACUCAAUUUGGCCAUGACACAGUUGGCGAUGGUGGUGUCAACGGUGUUGAUACACGGGCAGAUGAUAUUAAUUCUGCUUUUGGUGGUGAUAACUCAACAGGACUUGUCUCAAACAGUGAUCUCAAAAUUAAAAAUGACUCGAAUUCACGUCCCAAAUCUACGCAUAUCUCAAAAUCUGAUAUUAGCCAAAAACAUGGACAUGUGUCUGCACCAGCAGUUCUUAAAAAACCAGGAUCCCCUGAGGACAAGGCUAAGAAAGCAUUAACCGAAAGUGGACACACGUCAAAGACUUUUUCAAGCCAGAAUAGUGUUGAAGCAAGUCAUCCAAAAAUAAAAUCUCAAAGGGCAUUUUCUGAUCUCAGAACAGUCUCGCCAAAACAAACCAAGAAGGCCACUCCUUCUCCUAAACGCCAUUCGAAAGAAUUAUCAUUUGAGUUCAAAACACAAAUGCAACGCAGACCUCUUAGUGCUGUUACUCAAAGAGAAAGUGUUCAAGUAGAACCCAAAAAAGAACGACCUAAAAGUGCUAGUUCUUUAAAAACGGAAAAAAGCGGGCAUCCAAAAAGUGUUCGAUUCGCUGAUGAGCUAACUCAAGAUUUUCCGAUCUCAAAUAAUUGGAUGAAUGAUGUCUCUCCCCGCCAUCAUGUGACGGUUAAUAUUUAUUAUCGUGAACCAGAAGUGGCACCAGUCAGCGAACCCACCUCAGCCAAUAAACGCAGUGUGUUUGAAACGGAGGACAGGGAAGAUGAUGACGAUGAUGAUGAUGAAGAUGAGGAGGUAAAACUCCAGUCCAAAUCCUCCUGUAAACCGAAUGAUGAGUCUAAAAAUCCUGAGAGUGAAGAUGAUGCAGAUGGAAAGGAGGACAAGGAAAAUUGGAAACCGAAACAGUCUGAAAAAUUAUCAUCAACGAAUUCCAAAAGUUCACCUGAAGCCUUCACUCAAGGAGAGUCUUCUUCUGUUCAAGAAAGUGAUAUCAAACCACAGAAUGAUCCUGAAGCUUCUUCAAAUGGACAGAAAGAGCUCAAAGAUGUAGAAUUUUCCAGAGAUGAAAAGAAAGGCCAAAACAAAUCUGAAACUUGCUCAGUUGACGACUCAAAAGAUUCUAAAACUUCCCAAAUUGUCAAACAGAAAGGUUCAACUGAAGAUUCAAGGGAUGUUCUUCCCACAGACCUGGAUACCUCUUUCACCAAUGCCAGUGCCAGUGAUGUGGACAGCUUGCAGUAUGAUGGUGACGUAUCCACAAUUUCAUUGGAGUCCGAAAAUACAGAAAUCUCUCAAAAUUCAGACAGAUCAAAAUCGAGUUUAGGUUUCUUGCAAGAAAUAAUGGAAACUCCUCCAGAAAAUUUUGAUUCCAAAGUUCUAGAUGUGGUCAUGAAUGCCAACUCUCCUCAAGUGUCUGAGGAUGACCCUUUUUACCUCUCCAUUGAAGAGGCGGAAUUCAUUGAAGAGAUCUGCGACCUUACCAAUAUGGAUUCGCCUGUAUAUAUGGUUGAUCCAGAAUUUAACAAGAACAUGCCCAAAGUAAAACGUAACUCGGGUAGAAAAAUUUAUGAUAGAUUUCAACAUAAACAUGUUCGAAUGUCAAGAAGACCACAGUCAGCUGGUAACCUACGGCGACCACCAACACGCCAGCUUCCAGUUCGGCCUUCAUCAGCAGGACCUGAUUAUCGUAAGAAAUUAUUCGGAGUUUAUUGUGCCAUGUGUAAACAUCAACAAAAAUUCUGCCGCUGUAAAUUACAGAAACACAGCAUUUUUUUUGAAAACCUGUACAGAGCAUCAUCAGAGAGUUCUAUACCAUCAUCCAUUCCAUCCAUAGAACUCCUUCCAGAGAAAUCCAUUCUGAAAACUCCGUCCUCGGAAACGGACAAGAAAGAUUCACAAGAUGAUGAGGAAAGUUUGGAUUUGGACAGAAUUUCCAUCCAUGAAGGUGAAGAAUCAAAUUCGGAAGAUUUAGAUUCGUUUAUUGGAGGAGAAUCUUUUGAAGCUUUAGAGGAACAGUUACAAAAUAUCAAGAAAGAAUUACAACGUGAAAUCGGCAUCGAAGAAGACAAAAUUAAAAAAGUAGAAUUUUUGGACGAUAUUGAAGAAUUUUCCGACACUGGAUUCUCGGAAACUGACCCUGAUGAACAAUUUGUGCCAGAUUACGAAAUAAUGCUGGAUUUUUAUCGUCAAAAAUGUUUGGAUCAAGGAAACGUCUGCCUACAACUCAGUAAACAUAUCAUGUCUAAGAAUAAACAAGUGCUAUUAACAGAUGUAGUUACCUCCCCUAUCCAAUGUUUGAACGGUAUCUACAAUUCUAAAUCAUCUCUACACAAAUCUCUGAAAUACUCUACGCAGAUAACAGAGCCUGUUCUGAAACAAGAAUUAAAUAAUCUGGCUUCUGGCUGCUUUCUACAAUAUGUUUGUGAUUUCUUACCUGAAGUUGGCAAAGAAGCGAAAAGUGCUGAAGACAAAGGAUGUAGAUCUAGAAGAGAGAGUGAUAGUAGUAGUGGUAUUGGACUAGAAAUUGUGGCCACAAGGAAGGAAAUAUUCUCACCUACUGGACAAAGUUUAGAUGAAGAUAAAGCUGUCCCAUUUGCUCCAUUAUGUUUUACAAUCAACGCUAGACCACCAGCAGGAUAUUUAUACUAUUUUGCUUAUGGUACAGAUUUAAACCAUGAAAGAUUAGGAAUGUAUAUCCGUAGAAAGAUAGAGAUUAAACGAUGGGGAGUUUUAUUUGGAUUCAACAUGCUCUUCAAUAAAAAAGGAGUAGAUGAGGAAGAUGGUAUAGGAUUCCCUAAUAUAGAGUUUAACCCUUUCUCCUCCGUGGAAGGGUGUGUUUAUGAACUGAGUAAUAGUGAACUACAUUUAUUAGAUAGCUGCGUUGGUUUUCCCGAGCAUUAUGAACAUAUAGUGGUACCGGUAUGGAUGACUGGAGGUUCAAGUCUAAUAGAAGAAGAUAAAGGUGAUGAAAGACUGGAUGAUUGUGUGGCUCAGUAUUGUGUUCCUGCAUUGACUUAUAUAGCACAUGAUCAGUGGGUCGAUAGUGAGAAGAUGUUACCGUGUGAUUUCUCUUUAUCUCAGUGUUUGAAAGGAAGUGAUGUACUGUCUCCUUCCUACAUACAAUAUCUUAACAGAAUAGCUGAAUCUACACAGAUUUAA